AUUCACGGACACGCUGAUGAAAACAUUCGGGCCGCAGUUGUUUGCAACCGUGUAGUGUGUAUGGACUCUAUUUCCUUGUUGUAGACCGGCAAACAGAAAUCUUGCGUUUAGUUGUCGUAAUUGCCUUACCUUGAAUGCUGUGCCUCUGCUCGCACGCAACACCAAACAAACGGAUCAGUUUUGCCGGCAAUCGGCAAGGACGCUAAUCGGAGACGAAACUGAAUAAGCAGUUUCAGUAAAAUAUGACGAUUGCUGAUCAGUUGAAGGAGAUGGGUUUCGACGCGAUUAAGGUCGAAAUGGCUAUGAGGGAAACGGGUGGAUCUUCUCUCGAGCAGGCUAUGGAAUGGAUUUUGGCUCACAAUGAAGAUGAAAAAAGACAGCAACCAGGUCCUUCGAGUAACUUGAAGACGGAGUCGGCAGGACCCGCACAAGCAGAGUUAAGUACUGCGGACGAAGGGCCGGUUCCCGAGGAUCAACGAACUGUGCAGGGCCAAGAGGCGCGUUCUAUGAAAUGUGACGAUUGCGGCAAGCUGUUUCCAAAUGAGGAUGCUCUUGUGUGGCAUGCGUCGAAAAGUGGACAUACAAAUUUCUCGGAAUCUCAGGAGGCGAUUAAACCAAAGACCCCAGAGGAACUUAAAGCUGCAAAAGACGCUCUGGAGGCUCGAAUCAAAGCAAACCGGUUAAUUCGUCUGGAGAAAGAGCGCCAAGAGGAGCACGAAAGGGAGCGGCUUCGCAGAGCACAAGGACGAGAAAUCGUCGAACUCAGGCAGAAGUUCAAGGAAGAUGAAAUAAAACGAGAAGCUGAGGCUCGGCGACGUGAAAAACAAGAAGGAGCCGCCGCACGAAGAAAAAUUCUCGAAGAAAUUGAGCGGGAUAAGGAGGAACGUCGUAAAAAACUACAACAGCCCGCGACCGGGGGAGCAGCUCAGAACAUUCCUGUUAUGCCAGCUACUCCUAAGCCCGCGGCAACUACCGGACCCGCGAAAGAGUACAAUGAAUGCCGUAUACAUAUCCGGCUCACCAAUGGUCAAACCUUAACUCAGACGUUCAAGAGCUGCGAACAGCUAGCGGCAGUCCGGUGUUACAUCAUGACGAAUCGCUUAGACGGCGAUGUACCCUUCCAGCUAAUGACAUCGUUUCCAAAGAAGAUAUUUACCGAGGAAGAUAUGACCCGAACGUUGAAGGAACUCAGCCUGGUACCUUCGGCUGUACUCAUUCUCAGCAAAAUUACACAGCCGUCACAAUAACUUCAAGAUAUCACCAUAGUUGGUCGAAGGAUUAGGCGAAUCUGCCUUGAAUGAACGUACUAUGUAGCUGCUACCUGCGCAAGCAACAACUAAUAGGGCCGAGUAGAAAAUAGCAGGACUUCGACCUGACAAUCUAGCUGAAAAUGUGGAGAACGGCUGUGAUCGAAGUAAACUUAGGCAAUAAGGUGUGCGUCAGCUAAAAAUGUCUUAACUUAUGAACUCAGUGUAACACGUAACAUAACUGUGGGCUUGAUAAGGUGAAACUGUUAGUACAGUGGCAUAGUAAAGUAUCUGGCGUGGCACUGCCAGAUAGGAUUUGGCCUGCAAUCAUUACGAUAGCUGUUUUAAACAAAAGAAUUCGUUACUGUCAAGUGUUUAGUCUAAAGUAAACAAUCUAAUUUUCUAAUACGUCACGCAUAUACAGCGUGGCUAUUUGAUGAGAACGACUAAAUUUGUGCUUGAAUUAAUUUUGGAUUGCGAUAUUAAAUCAUAACUCGUAGUUUCGUAUGCCCCAGACAAACUCAUGUGUUAUUUUAGUUCCUUGUAUGAGCAUGUCAAUGUAUCCAUAUCACUUAAACUAAAAACUAGAAACUCUACAGUUAGUUUAUAUCCUAAAGGAAAUGGUAGAUGAUGAAUUUAAAGGAAAUUGCGAAAUCGACAGGUACGGUUAUACAGGGAAACACAGAACAGUAGUUCUAGCUUAUACUAAAUAUGGCGUAUCUGAUGUCUCAAAAGAACUACUUUAGGUUUUAUGUCUUGCGGAGCCGUGCCUUCGAGGCACGAAACAAAAUGUGUUGAAUGUGGUUUCAGGCCUAGAUAACCACGUUUAGCAGGCAAACAUAUCACUGCUGGAUCAUCCCAGGGACCUACUUAAUGUGCCUAAAUGUGUCCACUUUUACGCUUUUAUAGCAGAUACCUAUAGAGCUAAAUAUUGCUUCAUGCGUCAUUAGUUCAAAUCUGGCAUACCUAGCAAAUUUAAACCUCAAAUGCUUCUAAAGUUUUAUUUCAAAAUUAUUCUGUUCACGAACCUAUACACGAAAUUAUACUAUAUUUAUGUUUGUGGAAAGCAUGGGUGUUUUUUAAAAUAGGCGAGGCCUUGCGAAACUGCGGUUGCUGGCUAAGCACCUGAAUCUCAGCAACACAUCAAAUUAUUAUCACGUAUCAUUCCUGAUUGUAUUUUUGAUAUAGUAACUCUUGAAAUUAAACACUGCAUCAGUGUGAGCCAUUAGAUACUGAGGCCUCAUGAAUCCCUUUAAAAAGCAAUAAAUGGAAACAUAGAAUUUUUUUUUGAACUCUCAAUUCGAAAGUUGAAUCUGUUGAUGAAAAAAGUCCUGCGAUUAUUAUUAAAAAAUUAAGGUUUAAGUAAACGAAUAUGCCGUAUACUCCGGUCAGUGUCAACGAAGUCACCCCUAUGUACGGUUACCGCUCUGUUUAGGACAGUCGUAAAUUUCAAGUUUUUGUGAAACCUGUAAUUAACGACUGUCCUAUCUCAUCUCUGAUUUAGAAACCUAUUUGGGUCUGACACAUAGCCCACGAACAGCGCUCUGUUUUCACUUGAUCAGAAAAUGAGAUUAAGAGGACAGGAAGUUCUAAGACAAAACAGUAGAUACAACUUUGUCGCCUAGUGUCGAAAAACACCACACUCUGACCGAUGUUCAUAAACAUAGUCAGCAUAUCAAAACGUGACAAAGCGAAGGGUUUAUUCAUGUCACAUGGCGCGGUUCGAACAGCUGCGAAAACCAGCGACACUCGCUGUGGAGUCGACAUUACCAGUACACUGUACCUAAACCUCUUCGAAGUGAGCUUUCCUUCUCACACGAUACCCUGAUGAUAGAGACCGGCGCGAUUUUUGCCCACAUGUCGUUGACUCGUUUAUGAUGUGUCAGCACGCAAAAACAUAUAAUCACA
Varroa destructor (honeybee mite) is the source of this 3155-nucleotide messenger RNA. Its product is annotated as UBX domain-containing protein 1-like. NCBI's taxonomy places the organism in Eukaryota, Metazoa, Arthropoda, Arachnida, Mesostigmata, Varroidae. Gene Ontology annotation, biological process: negative regulation of proteasomal ubiquitin-dependent protein catabolic process; negative regulation of protein ubiquitination; negative regulation of protein K48-linked deubiquitination. The record is from RefSeq and is a predicted model, not a curated record. Gene Ontology annotation, molecular function: K48-linked polyubiquitin modification-dependent protein binding. Gene Ontology annotation, cellular component: cytoplasm; nucleus.